GAGCGCUCUCCUUCGCCACGGCCAGCUGGGCUGUUCAAGAGAAAAAAAAGAACAGUGAGAAAAAUGAAAGGGUUGAUCCUUUGUGUUUAUUGUUUGGUUUUAGGGUUAAGAACGAAGAGCCAGGAGUGCAAAGUUGGCUCGGAGGAGAAAAUCUGCCAGUGCGGCCUUAGGAGAUUCGAUUUGCAGACUUAUUUUAAGGGGAAUUGGUACGAGGCGUUCCUUUAUUGCAGGUACAACGGUAUGAUCUUGGCGUCGAUAACAUCUCCGUUGGAUGAAACCAGACUCAAGGAUGACCUCGCGUGCUACAAAGAGGAUUUCUGGAUCGGAUGCCAUGGGCACGGUUCCAGAUGGACUUGGUCGGGAAACGGUGCAGCGGUGCGGUACAGCAGGUUGAAAACGGGCCGAGGGGAAUGCUGCCUUUUUAACUCGACGACAUUCUACUGGGAGAUGUCAAACUGCCGUACAAAAGCGUAUUUUGUUUGUAUGAUAUAAAAAAAAACCACUUACAUAUCAGGACCAGCGAGAGGAUGGCGCAACGUACCAUGACUGACUGCGGAUUUCACGCCAAUCCCGCCACCCGAUUUUGUCCCACUAGGAAAACAAUGCCGCGACGAGUUAAAGGAAUAAAAUCAGUUCUGAACGGAUUCGCGUUUUAUUGUCAAAUCACCUUUUGGGUAUUCAUAGCUGGGACGUCCGAGGGACAGGACACGUGCCACGUCGAGGAUGGCCGCUUACCCAGCAGUUUGACCUUAAACGACAUGCGAUACGUGCUAGUCUUGAAAAAAGCCGAUUUCUUUACAGCUAUGGACUACUGCAGGCUCAUUGGCAUGGAUCUCCUCUGGUUCAGGAAGGAAGACGAGAUGAAACAAUUCUUUUCAUCUCUAAACAAAGAUGUCCGAGGUAGCCUGGAGUAUUGGAGUUCGGCGAGCGAUCUUGCCUCGGAAGGAAGGUGGCACUGGUUUGGCUCCGGAGCCCCAGUCCUCCAUUUUCGAAUUUCAGGGACUGGGUGUGCGACGGUGACCGCCAACCGGAGCCUGUCUGCAGAGGACUGCCGAACCGGCCACUACUUCGUCUGCAACGCGUUCCGAUCUUCUGAAGACACCGAGACGACCUGCCUUUGACGAUUAUUUCAAAAUAACUGUAUUUAACAAAAAGAUA
Cimex lectularius (bed bug) is the source of this 1158-nucleotide messenger RNA. RefSeq lists its product as uncharacterized. The coding region runs from base 528 to 1121 and encodes 197 amino acids. The transcript is spliced from 5 exons. The record is from RefSeq and is a predicted model, not a curated record. NCBI's taxonomy places the organism in Eukaryota, Metazoa, Arthropoda, Insecta, Hemiptera, Cimicidae.